AUGUUUCCUUUCAGCCAACAGGCGGCUCAAUCUGAGACCCUCACAUUCUUCACUCAGGAAGAGAUCAAAACGGGAGGUGUGGAAAAUAUUCAAGCUCUGCUGGAGAAGAAGGUGAAAGAACUGGACAACACCGAGCUGAACAUCGCCGUGACGGGACAGACGGGUGCAGGAAAAUCCACCCUCAUCAACGCCAUGAGAGGGCUUCGUAGCGAAGAUGAGGGAGCGGCUGCGGUUGGGAACAUGGAAACUACAAUGGAGCCAACCGGAUACUCACAUCCCACUCUGCUCAAUGUCCGCUACUGGGACCUGCCGGGGAUCGGAUCUACACGAUUCACCGCGGGUUCUUACCUGACGAAAAUGCAAUUUAAAAAAUACGAUUACCUCAUCAUAGUGUCAGCUUGUCGAUUCAGAGAGAAUGAUGCAAAUCUUGCCAAGGAGAUUAUGCGGCUGGGGAAGAAGUUCUAUUUUGUCCGCUCUAAGAUAGACGCUGACCUUGAUUCAAUGCGGCAUCAACGGAAGACAUUUGAUAAAGAUGCAGAAAUGGGAAAUAUCCGGAGUGACUGCGUCAGUCAGUUGGGAAAGGCCGGGAUCCCCGAUCCCAAUGUGUUCCUGAUUUCCAGUUUCAUGAAGAAUAUGUAUGAUUUCCCUCGGUUAAUGGAAGCACUUGAAUAUGAAGAACCCUGUCUUUGUCCUGGCCCUUCACAAACUCAGUGUGGAGAUUACAAGGAAGAAAGGUGA
Messenger RNA from Amblyraja radiata (thorny skate), 738 nucleotides. Its product is annotated as T-cell-specific guanine nucleotide triphosphate-binding protein 2-like. Lineage: Eukaryota; Metazoa; Chordata; Chondrichthyes; Rajiformes; Rajidae. The transcript has a single exon. The record is from RefSeq and is a predicted model, not a curated record. The coding region runs from base 1 to 738 and encodes 245 amino acids. Gene Ontology annotation, molecular function: GTP binding. Gene Ontology annotation, cellular component: membrane.